AUGAAAACAUUCAAAAUGGCAGGUCUUGCGCCUUUUGGACGAGAUGAUCAGCCGCAUCUUGAGGUGAAAAUUGUUGGUGGAAAGCGUGUCGAAGUUCCAGUUGACAAUCAUGGAAAGCCACUUAAUCAGUCAAAAACUGUUAAUCGGGCAGAAUGGAGCCUUCCAGGACAACAGUAUGGUCAAAGCUCUUCGGUUUUGUCAACAGCAAACUCUGAGAAAUCGAGCUCUAUGAUCUCGCCUCCUCCGUGGAUAAACAGAACUGACACACCGCCGCGAAAAAUUCUAAAAUCACUGGAAAAUCCUGAUGAUCAUCAAAGUAAGUCUGUGGAAGGCCUGAGAAAAUUUUCAUCCCCAAGUUCGCCGCAAGUUUUACCACCGAUCCGAAAGAAAUCAGGAGUUGAUGGGGAUCAGUCUACAAGGGAUUUGGCUUCAAGACUUAAUGCAGUGUUGCUGGGAUUCGAUACUAUAAAACUAAAAGAUGCGUAUCUCAGUUUUGCAGGUUAUGACUCCACUUUGACAGGAUUUGUUUCUGCAGAACAAGUCGAGAGAGAGUUUUUUAGACUAAAAAUUCCUCUUAAAGGAGAGCUUUUAAACGAGUUGUUGGUAAUUUUCAUGUCUGCUCACAGGCCAAACUGGGUCAAUUAUGAACAGCUUUUGAAGUUCAUCAGCAAUGCUGUUCAACCAACUGUCACAAGAGAGUUUAACAUUCCAAAGCUUGAUCUGACGUCAAAUCCAGGUGAUCGACUCCAACAAAAAAUGUCGGGCAAUUCGCCUAGGGCUGAAGUCAAAUUGCCACUUAAACCAAAUCAGGUAUCACCAAGGUCUGAUGAUAUGCCAAAAGGCCGCCAGAGUGCUAUAGCUGCAAGAAAAGCUUUUCAAGAUAAGCAAGAUACAGAGAUCUUGUUGCAAAUGGAACAAAUGCUAAAAGAGAUUGACGAUGCCCAGGCACAUGUACAGGCAUUGAGAAGACAUCUGGAGGAACAAGAAGGGGCAGGAGCAGAAUUUAUAUCCUCACAAAAGGUAUUUAACACUCUCAAUAAGCCCUUUGCAGCUUGCUUUCACCUGAUCUGCUAAGAAAAAAAAGUUUUAAAAAAUUUGGAUAAACCCUCAAGAUUACCAGAAAUGGAAAGUGCAUGAGAAAAUUAGGUAGAGAGCCAAUUUUGAGGUGACUGAUGUGCACUGAAUGUCCAAAAAAUUAUAUAGGGUUUGUAUGGAAAAAUUUUGUGAGCCAUAAGGCUUGUAGUGUGAGAAAAAAGCUGGCAUUUCCUGACGCCACCACUGGUUUCCCCCCCAAAUGUCGUCUGAGAAACGAGCGCAGAAAUUCUAUACUGAAGUUGCAUCUCUACCCAGAUCUGGGUAAGUGCCUCUGAUUGGAUGAAGCAAAUUUUUAACGUAACUGUGAUGUUUCUUUAUCCUUUUCUGUAAAAUUUUUUGUUUGAUGAUAGUUCCUGCUCACCUUUUCUUUUAGCUAAAGACAAUAUGUUUGAGGCAUCAUAUUCCUUUCAACAACUCAUUGUUAGAUAAAGUCAUCGACAGACUUGACAAAUACAAUUCUGGAAAAGUGAGGUUAGUGGAAAUUUAUGAUUUGGAAUAGUGUAAGAGGAUGUUAGCAACAAUGUUGCACACCUCCACUCAAAUUAUUUUGGGAAUACUUGGCAGUGAUUUCACAAAUUUUCUGAUGUAAGAAAUACAUUGAAUUAUUUUAUGAUGAUAUUCCUAUCUUGAAAAGAAAUAUCGUGGUUCACUGACCAGACACUGCACAUCAGUGUAUUCUUACAGCCCUAGAAGCUGACAAGGACGGAGACUUCUUGAUGAAUUCCAUAGUGGUGAUCUAACUGUUUAACAGUCAGUAAUCUGUUUAAUACACCAAGAGAGAAAUCAUAGCAACAUUAUGAGCAAAGAAACAAACAUGAUGUACUUAUUUCAGUUGGUUAGAAUUCAUGUCCUUUGUGGAGCGAGCCCUGCCUCUUCCAACAUCCAGCAUUUCUUCGAGCCACAGUUACAGUAGGAAUGGUGGGCGUGUUUUAGAAACUCCCCCUGACAGACCAGUGUGGGAAACAAGACAGCCCCUUAAGGGAGUCAGCCAUGAAGGAAGGUACCCAUCUUAUGAUAUAAGCAUGGAUCAAGAACAACAUAACAUUCUAGGUAUUACUAUGACAAUAAAUUAGUGUCAGAAAUCUCCCCCAGGGGGGUUACUCUGGAUUUCAAGUAAAGGGGAUAAUUGAAGAAUUUUGGGGGUUUGAAAUUUUUAAUUCCAGAAUUUUUUUGUUCAUUCAAAACAAUUAUCUGAAAUUUGUGGUAGUGCCCGCGUAUCCUGGCUGCAUAGUUUUGCGAAACAGCCAAUUUCUAAUGUUUUUAUUUUUUUAUGUUAUAUCAUUUAAUGCUUUCUGGAAAGAGGCACCUUACAAAACUCCUUCAAGCACUCAGGCAGUGAAAGGGUUAAUCCCCGUGGCUGCCAUAUGAAUAAUCUCAAGUUAGUUUCUUUAGAAACAAGGUGAAAAAUAGAACCAAAAGAACAUUAUAACAGUACAACUGAUUGAAAUCUUUGUGACAGUCCUGAAAUUCCCUUCCAAAAAAUAAAUGGGUCCAGAUCUAUUGUCAUAAGAGGCCCCUUGCAGCUUGAUUCUUGUAUUGUAAGAGACCACUUCUCAGAUGCUGGGUGCAAAGAAAAUCAUUUUUACCGCUUGCCAUUUGGGCAAGCUGAAGCUAGCAUUUACUAGCCAAGGCCCUGGUUGUUCAAACGCUGGAUAGCGCUAUCCACCGGAUAAAUCUCUAUCCAGCAGAUAGUGUAAUUGAUUUCUGUGAUACUUAUCCACUGGAUAGUGAUUUAUCUGGUGAAUAGCACUAUCCAACGUCUGAACAACGGGGGCCAGAUGUCAUUUCAACUAGGCCAAAAAGCUUUUUGACGAGCAGAAUUGAUUUCACAGUUCUUCUGGUACUGGAAUUGCUCAAAAAAACAUCAAUUGCGCGUCGGGCAAGUUAAAAAAAGAAUUCACUAGCCCAACAGCAAAAUCCACUAGUCUCAGGCUAUCAGACAUUACUUUCUUUGCACACUGCAGGUGACACGACCAAAUGUUUGUAUUUUGAGUGGGGCACUUAUAAGAGGUUUAACUGGGUUUUAUAUUUUGACAGUAAAAGAAUUAGAGGAACAAAGAAGAGGUAGAAGCUAUAAACAACAUCACAUUCUUGAAGGGAGUGGUAUAAAUGGAGACCAUGUAAGGUCACAAGAGGCUGAAGUAUCGGAACCAGUUAAUGAGAGGCAAGGAGAUCUGUUAAGACGUCAGCAUGAACUGAUCGAGAAAAAACGACAGAUUCAAAAAGAGCAAGAAGAAAUUGAUCAGAUCAUACAGCACCAGAAAAAGAAAUUAUAUGGAGAUGAUCGGGAUUAUGAUCCACCGCAUUACCACGAGGAGGAAAGUAAAGUCAAGAGGUUUAUGAAGCUGGCAAAUGCACUUUAUGUGUGUGAUUCUGAUCAGUCAGGUUAGUGUCAUGAUUCUAGCACAGCUCUUUGAUCCUUUAGGAUCCAAUAACUACAUAUUGUACAUACACAUACUCCAGACUGAUCUCCACACAUUCCCUCUUCAAGAGUUUGUUGAGAAAAUUUCUUGGUUUAUGAGAGUAAACAGAAUUGGAUCUAGGGGGAGGGUGCAGGGAGUGCACCCCCCCUCACCUGAAAUGACCUGCCAUUUUCUAAUAAAACUGGUAUUCUGCAAAAUAUGCAUAUGUGUAUGAUAUGUAUUUUUAGCAGUUCACAUGAUGUUACUGCCUGGUCAAAAGCCUUCUUCAUAUUUGCUUUUAAAAUUUGUUUACAUCACCAGUCACUUACUCCACUCCUUAGUUUGCACCCCCUCCUAAGAAAACUCCUGGAUCCGCCCCUGGUAAAGACCAUUGAAAUUACGCGAUUAAUGAUCAGAAUGAUGUCACAAUUUGUUUUUCUCUGUCUCUUGCAUGUGAAAUUGAAAUUUCACUGAAAAUGGAGGCCAAUGUUAUGUAAAAAACAACAGUUUUCUAUAGUCCUAAGACCACAGAAAUGGCUGCCGUGAAACCACUCGUUCCACUUGAGUUUUGAACAUUUUGAUGUCAGUUCUACAGUCUAUAAGAGUAUAGGCCGUGGAAAAUAAAUUAUUGUUGUCUAUUUCUUAAAUAGAUCCCAUAUAUUUCUCAGUGCACGUUCAUAUCUCCUUCAAUUCUAAGGCUUUGUUAUUUUAUAGGUCUUAUUGACGUGGAUGAAACCCAUCGGUUGCUAAACAACUACAAUCUCGUGAACCAGCUGGGAUUCUCUGCUGAACUGAUUGAAAAGACGUUAAGAAGUUGUUUAACGACAGAUGACAAAGUUAGUGUAGACGAUUUAAUAGAUGAACUCAAAGGACAUCUGUAGGAGUUAUUUUGUGCUGUCUCUUAGAGACCGUUGUGUGUUAAUGUUGCAUUGGUCUUAGCUGUCC
Porites lobata is the source of this 4442-nucleotide messenger RNA. NCBI's taxonomy places the organism in Eukaryota, Metazoa, Cnidaria, Anthozoa, Scleractinia, Poritidae. The record is from the annotation of a GenBank genome assembly.